Molecule: messenger RNA, 543 nt
Organism: Vigna angularis (adzuki bean)
Lineage: Eukaryota; Viridiplantae; Streptophyta; Magnoliopsida; Fabales; Fabaceae
Product: egg cell-secreted protein 1.1
Exons: 1
Coding region: 151-543 (130 amino acids)
Biological process (GO): double fertilization forming a zygote and endosperm
Source: RefSeq, a predicted model, not a curated record
UGUAACCACAGCAUAGUUAUUUCCACCCUCUUCAUCUCCCCAAAAAUCAGCCGUUACUAACACUCCCCCCACUAUAUAAAUCGCACACAAGUUUUCUCCAAAAACCAUCCACACUAAGCAAAAAACUCACCUUGUUUUCUGCUAAAGCUAAUGGCUUUGUCUGGCAUACCCUUUGUUCUGACUGUUCUUGUGAUUACUGCAAUGGUCUUAAAUGCAUCUGUUGGUGAUUCUAGAGCACUCUCCGACCCAGCUACCCCUCUAAGCCUUGCUCUUAGGUUGAAGGUGGAGGGUGAACCCUCGAACUGUUGGGAAUCACUGUGGCGUAUGCAAGCAUGUAGUGGAGAAAUCAUAACGUUUUUUCUGAAUGGUGAGACCUACCUAGGGCGAAGUUGCUGUGAAGCUAUUAGGGUUAUUGGACAUGAUUGCUGGCCUAACAUUGUUGGUUCUCUAGGGUUUACCUCUGAAGAAACUGAUGUGUUGGAGGGAUAUUGUGAUGAGGCUGUUCAUUCACCACCACCACCACCAUUAUCAGUAGAUCCUUGA